ACUCAAUUCCAGAGCUCACGCCACUUACAGCACCAAUCCCUGCAAUCUCCAAAUGACAUUUAACGGUCCUCACAGCGCUAGCCAAGGCCGAACAAUGCCCACCGAAUCGCCGGCGACCUCCUUCGACGCGGCUGCGACGUCGGCAAAAACAACAUCAGCUAACUUUCUUCUUCGCCCCCUAGUCGAUCUCGACAUAGCUCUCUCCCUCUGGAUCCACGAAGCCUGCCUUCCCACACCCCGAUGGCUCCUCAAAGUACUAGAAAUCUCCGGCGAUGGCCGUUUCUGGUUCCCGAUCCCGAUCUCCCUCUACUGCUUCUCUUCACGUUCUUCGAUUCUUCUCGGCCUCAUCCUCGGCUCUUUGCUCGACGUUCUCCUGGUCGGACUCAUUAAGCACCUUGUUCGCCGUCCUCGUCCCGUCUACAACAAAGGCAUGCGUCUCACUUUCGCCGUUGACCACUGGUCUUUCCCGAGUGGCCACUCAUCCAGGGUUUUCUUCAUCGCUUCCUUCCUCAGUAACUGUGCCGACCCCUUUCGAGUUGCCCUUGACUCCCACCGAUGGGUCCAUGGCUACUUUGGAGGUGAGCCGGGGGACCUUUUUCUUAUGUUUGUUUGCGUUUGGGUUUGGUCGGCUACCACCUCUGCUUCCCGUGUGUUGCUUGGCAGGCAUUUUGUGCUUGAUGUGAUUGCCGGGGCAUGCCUGGGCGUGUUUGAAGCUCUGCUCGUCUUUCAUAUAAUGAAAUUUUAGUGGAAUGGGCAAGGUUUAUGUUUCAUAUGUGCAUGUUGUUUUUAGUUCUUAUAUAGCAAGCUGAAUUCACGAAAGUGCUUAUUGGAGGCUGCCCUUUUAUUGUGCAGAUUCAUUAUACUUGUCAUGUUUUCCUGAACAAUUUUGUUGGUGAAGGAAUUCAAUGUUUUUUUAGAAAAUCAUUAUUUGGACAUCUUUGA
Phalaenopsis equestris is the source of this 942-nucleotide messenger RNA. RefSeq names its product probable lipid phosphate phosphatase beta. Lineage: Eukaryota; Viridiplantae; Streptophyta; Magnoliopsida; Asparagales; Orchidaceae. Gene Ontology annotation, molecular function: sphingosine-1-phosphate phosphatase activity. The record is from RefSeq and is a predicted model, not a curated record. The transcript has a single exon. Bases 53 to 745 code for a protein of 230 amino acids.